AUGACUCUAUCUAUACCUUCUUCAAUGGCUCCAUCAUCGCCGGUGGUUGUUCAACAGUCACCGUGGCACUCACCAGUGCCAUACCUCUUUUGUGGACUUGCUGCCAUGCUCAGUCUCAUUUCUUUUGCUCUCAUGAUCCUCGCUUGCUCCUAUGCUAAACACGCCAGAGACGAGGAGAACGCCGGCGAUGGAGAAAGAGACCUUGAGGCCGGAGAUGAUAAACCAGCCAACGACAAGGAAUUAUCCUCUGUUUUUGAAGAGAAAUAUCUGGUAAUCAUGGCGGGAGAAUCAAAACCAACGUUUCUGGCGACACCCAUCUCAAGCAGACCCUUAAUGUUUUGUAGAUGUAGUUGCCGGAGCUACUCGACGGAAAAUUCCUCGACAUCGGAAGUGGUAAUGAUGGAGGAGAAUCAAGAAGAAAAACAGGGGAGGAGUAGUGAUCAGGGUACCCAUCCAAAGAAAUACCGAAUGGUGGCGAUUGUGGGUUGUAUGGUAGAUAGGAUGGGGACUACUGUAGGUGAUCAUUGA
Lactuca virosa is the source of this 528-nucleotide messenger RNA. The record is from the annotation of a GenBank genome assembly. NCBI's taxonomy places the organism in Eukaryota, Viridiplantae, Streptophyta, Magnoliopsida, Asterales, Asteraceae.